UUUCUGUGUGACAUCACGGUCCGUCGUCUAAAUGUUUCCCCCCUCUGCCCGGAACUACAGCAACUCUUUUUCGAGUCUGUUUUUUUUUUAAUGUGACUUAUCUUAAACUUAACUUCGGCGACUGGACACACGGAGCAUAUUAAAACAAUAACAACAUCUGCAGAAUGGCGUCUCCCCACGAUCGCAGCGGGAGGGGCGAGGACGGCGAGGACGACCCCGUGGACCGCAUGAUCUCCCGCACGGGCUGCGCCGAGCUGCACUACGCCGUGCAGGAGUGCAUGGCCGAGCGCCAGGACUGGCGGGCGUGUCAGGACCACGUGCGCGCCUUCAAGGCCUGCAUGCUGGACUACCAGCAGACGCGCGCGGAGGAACUGAGGCGGCGGCCGGCGAGCACGGAGACCACGCCCGGCUAAGAGCGCCAACACACACUGGAGGAUAAUUCCCAAAGUUGUAGUGACCCGGGAGAGUUCCAGUCACUUAUUUCCUUCCAGUGGUAAAACAAACAAGUGGAGUCCAGGGAGCACUCUUGUGUCAACUUCACUCACCUGAGACAACUCUUGUUUUUUACUGCGCUCUCCCUCAGGGCUCACUAAUUGACCCUCAGGUGAGACACACACACACACACACACACACACACACACACACACACACACACACACACACACACACACACACACACACACACGGUUGUUUUGUAACUUUCACACGUCACACUAAAAGUUUCAACUUCU
This is a messenger RNA of Nerophis lumbriciformis (worm pipefish), 731 nucleotides long. RefSeq names its product cytochrome c oxidase assembly factor 4 homolog (gene coa4). NCBI's taxonomy places the organism in Eukaryota, Metazoa, Chordata, Actinopteri, Syngnathiformes, Syngnathidae. Gene Ontology annotation, biological process: mitochondrial respiratory chain complex IV assembly. The record is from RefSeq and is a predicted model, not a curated record. Gene Ontology annotation, cellular component: mitochondrial intermembrane space.